CAAUUUUACCAACUCUAAAUAAGAAACAUAUUUAUAAAUCUUGCUCAGAAAGAAACAAAGAACAAGUGCAAGAUUUAAAAAAUGGCACGGUUGCGCAUGUUGAUGAAAAAUCCUUUCAUUCAAAAGUAGCAAUCCGAAACCAAGAAACUUAUCUGAAUAAUAAGGAUACAAUGCAUUUUAAUUCUUUCAACCCAAAGGAUAAGCCUGCGAGCAGUAAAAAAAUUAUAGAAUGGUCAUUGAAACCAACUUUAGUACGGCCAUUUCGGCUCUUUUUCGCUGAGGAAAUCAUUGCUUCCUUUUUUACUGGAUUCAAUCGCCACUUAUAUCAGAUUGGAAUAGCCUAUCAAAAUAAUACUAAACAAUUUAUAAAACAAAAAAUAUCAAAAGAAGCCCAUAACAAUACUUUUAACGUUAAAGUAUCAAAUAAAUCCCAACUCCCAACCUUCACCACUGAAUAUGAACAUAGAAACCAGAUUAGCGAUAUUUCUAAAUUUCCAAAAAUUUAUUCUAAGAUGAAUGCUUAUCGUAAUAUUCUCAGGCCCGCUUUGACGAGAAGAAUAGAUUUUGGUAACACAUUUCAUAAUGUCCCAUUGAAUAAAAUUUUACUACCAAGCACAUCUUUCGAUUCUGAAGAUCAAUCCAAUAAAAUAAGUGUAGACAGAAAAGUUAAUGUUGAAAAGGUUGAUCCGAUAGAUGCACCUUCAGAAAACAUUAAGGUUCAAUACGAAAACUUAGAUUAUAACAAUGAAACUGAUCCAGAUGAGCAAAUUUACAAUAGAAUCCUCGAAAUUCAGCAAGAUAUAGAUAUAGCGAGAGAUAAAAUAAAAGGAGAAUAUAAUGACCUCAAUAUUUUUUAUUCCAAUAUGCACAAUGAAGUCGCUAACUUAUUGGAAGAAAUUAUUACUGAAAAUACAAAAUUAAAUGUUCGAUUAUUUGGACCAACUGCUUAUGAAAUCGGUGUAAAAGAAGUUCCUUACUCACGAAAAAAUAGAAUAAAAUUUCCAGGUUCUUGCACUGCCUGUUGCAGCCGCAAUGUUCAAACACAAAACACGAUUUCUAGUACGCCUACAGCAGGAGCCUAA
Messenger RNA from Cetraspora pellucida, 1082 nucleotides. The record is from the annotation of a GenBank genome assembly. Lineage: Eukaryota; Fungi; Glomeromycota; Glomeromycetes; Diversisporales; Gigasporaceae.